Messenger RNA from Annulohypoxylon maeteangense, 1611 nucleotides. RefSeq names its product alpha/beta-hydrolase. The transcript has 2 exons. The record is from RefSeq and is a predicted model, not a curated record. NCBI's taxonomy places the organism in Eukaryota, Fungi, Ascomycota, Sordariomycetes, Xylariales, Hypoxylaceae. The coding region runs from base 1 to 1611 and encodes 536 amino acids.
AUGUCAGCAGAAGGACAGACGACGGUGCGGCCUAAGGUCACCCUUACUCAGGGAACGGUGGUGGGAAUCCAACAACAAGAUGGCUACCCCAAACCCGUGGACGCCUUCUUAGGAAUCCCUUACGCCCUGCCGCCAACGGGAGAUAGGAGAUUCCGACCACCCGAGAAGGUGGCGCCCUCCACAGACGUCAUCGACGCAUCCAAAUUUGGGCCUCGAGCACCUGCGAAAUUAUUUAUCGUCAAGGGGCCGAAAUUGGAAGAAAGUGAGGACUGUCUCACAGCUAAUAUCUUCCGCCAAACCGGGACCGGAGCUCCGGGUUCUAAGCCGUUGCCGGUCGCCAUAUAUUUCCAUGGCGGUGCCUUUAAUCGUGGAAAUGCGGCAACGCAUGAUAGCGCUUCGAUGGUCGGUUGGUCCGCCGAGCCGUUUGUCCUUGUGUCUUUUGGAUAUCGUAUCGGCGCUCUCGGGUUCCUACCUUCGAAGCUUAGUGCUGAGGAGGGAGCGCUCAACUUGGGGUUGAAGGAUCAAAUUCUGCUCAUGGAAUGGGUACAAGAAAAUAUUGGACAAUUCGGAGGCGACAAGAAUAACAUCGGCCACCACCUCCUCGACUACGAAGAAGGCAAACCACCCCUUUUCCACCGGGCAAUAAUGGAAUCCGGCGCCCCAACCUCCCGCGCUGUCCGGAACUACGACUCUCCCAUCCACGAAGAGCAAUUCCAAGCCUUCCUAAAAGAAGCCGGAUGCCCACCGGACCUCCCCUUCGCAGAAAUCUUCCCCUUCCUCCGCGCCCAACCCCUCUCCACCAUAGCCAAAGCCCAAACCACCGUCUUCUACAACUACAACCCGAGCCUCCGGUGGGCCUUCCAACCCGUAAUCGACGGUCUCCUAAUCCGACACCGUCCAAUCGACGGCUGGCGUUCGGGGUCCUGGCACAAAGUGCCGCUAAUGACCGGCUUCAACGGAAACGAAGGGUCCCUCUACGUCCCCAAAACGAUGUCGCGGUCCUCCGAAUUCACCGAAUUCUUCCACUCUCUACUCCCGCAACUUUCCCCAUCCGACCUCGCUACGAUAAACGAGCUGUACCCGGACCCAGACACGGUUCCGGAUUCGAAGUAUAAGGAAGACAGGCUGAGCUACGGCGUAGGGCCGCAGUAUAAACGCAUCGAGGCGGCGUACGCGCAUUACGCAUAUGUGGCGCCGGUGCGGCAGACGGCGUGGUUCGCGGGGAGACAUGUGCCGACGUAUCUGUACCAUUGGGCCGCGGUGAGCAGUGUGGUUGGGGGCGCGAGUCACGCGGAUAAUAUGGCGUACGAGGCGCGGGAGAAAGAUGUGAGUGCGAGGUCGAAGGGACAGGAGGAGUUGGCGGGGGUGUUGCAUGCGUAUAUCACGAGCUUUAUAUGUACCGGGGAUCCGAAUAAGAUACCUGGGGAGUAUGGGGAUAGGCCGGAGUGGGUUCCGCAUAAGGGGAAUGAAGGGAGGAAGGUUGUGUUUGGGCUGGGGAAUGAGGAGUUGAUUGGGGGUGGUGUGGGUGUUUCUGCGGUGGUUGAGGAUGAUACGUGGGCGAAGGAGGAGAGUGAUUUCUGGUGGGAUAAGGUUGAGAUAUCACAGCAGUGA